Molecule: messenger RNA, 4250 nt
Organism: Diatraea saccharalis (sugarcane borer)
Lineage: Eukaryota; Metazoa; Arthropoda; Insecta; Lepidoptera; Crambidae
Source: the annotation of a GenBank genome assembly
UUAUAAACUGAAACAAAGAAAAUGAUAUGUAUCUGAUAAUUUUCUACUAUCUAACUGAUAUAUUAAAUGGAUUUGUUUAACGGGAGGGUGACGCUCCCUACUAUAUCGAACUUGAUAUUCAAAGAUAUUUUUUCAUGUAGGUUUAAAGCAUCGAUAUCUUAACAUAUCGAUUAUUUAUGCGCAAGCCUACUGUUUUAUUUAUUUAUAUUUUCGUGAGCAAAACAGAAAAACGCAGAAGUGCUCCUAAGUUUUAAACAAUUUAUUUAAAAGCCUUCACAUCACGAACCGUUAAAUCAUAAAUUAAUAAUAAAGAACCUUAUUUUUGUGAGUGCGUGAUCGACACAUUAUAAUUAUGGCAUUUUUCAAGAAUGUUGCCUCUGGAUUCAAUGUUCGUAGUCGUGACACCAUUUUAAAAGAAUCUCUGAUAAACAAUUUAUCUGAGUGCGUAAAAGACAUACAAUAUAAUAAUCAAUUUGAAGAAAAUUUUCAUAGUGUUUUAGGAUCCACAGAUUCUACCAAUAGUUUGUGUGUGGGUUUAGAGGCAGUGUUUCUUCAUGGUCUAAAAGAUACUUUUUUAAGGAAGGCUAAGAAUGCUUUGUCAGGAGAUUCUGACCAUCGUCCACAGCCCAACUUUUGGCCACUCAUUCUUGUGUUAUCACACAGACAAAACAUAGAUCAAAUAUCUGCAUUACCUCAAAUCAACACUGAAAUCGGACAAUGUCGUGCUUGGCUCCGUAUUGCUUUAAAUGAAUGCCUUCUGUCUUCAUACAUGUCUACUUUAUUAAGAAAUAUAUCUGCUGUUAAACCAUUUUACAACAGAACUGCAUUUGUUUGCGACUCAGAGAUUCUGGAAGUUGCACAAAGACUUAUUGAAGGGUUGGAAUCAUGUAUACAAUUUAAUUUACCAAUUAAUUCAAGUUUGCUCAAUCAGUGGCCUGAACAAGUACUGAUGCUUGCUGGAAUUUGGAUUCCGAAAGUGAGGGUUGCCCCAAUUAGUACAGCUUUAGAUGUAGCAAGUACAAUAACUGAUGAAGAUAUAAAACCAAAAUUAGCUUCGACUCCAACACACUCCUCAAAUAUUACAGGAUUAGGCCGAAUGCUUGCGUUAAAUGAAGAUGAAGCUCUUGAUUUUAUAUUGUCUAACGAUUCAAAAGAUAUUACAACACGAACCUUUGAAGAUGAUACACCUGUUGAGGCACUUUUAAAAGAACAAAAUAAAGAAGUUGAAUCAAAGCCUUUAGAAAUAGAAAAACCGUCCACUAGUCAAGAAAAGCCAGCUACUUCUACAUGCUCAUCAUCUUUAGAUUUUGGCGACUUCAUUGCUCCCACUGAAGUUACAGUUACUGGAAAUUCUUUAAGUGGGAAAGGAUGGUCUAAUGAGAAUGAUGAAUUAAAUGAAUCUAUACAUUCUAAUUCUUCACAUGGUAGCAGUAUGAUUAAAACUCCUGAACUGAAGAGUUUAUCAUCUCUUGUUGAUAAUAGUACCAGUUUCCCAGAAACUCAGAACACACCUAACUUGCGAGAAAUCAUGAAGGAUAUAGAGAGAGAGUUGAAAUUUUCAGAUGAUACUGAAAUAUGUGAUUUAACUAUUGAUCCAGUUUCGCCAGAAGACCCAAUGCUUCAAUGUUUAGACUUUGAAGUAGUGCCAAAUUCAAUCUCUGGCUCUUUUACUCCACAAGAGUUACAAAAAAUGAGGCAACAGUUAGGAGCUUUAUCAAGAGAACAAGGGCUUGACCAUCAAAAUUAUCAGUGCAAAGGGUGCCAGGACCUACUGGGCAGUACCAUAUCCAGGGCAAAGGUCUGUGCUUUCACUGGUGAAUAUUACUGUUCAAAUUGUAUGGAUCCAAAUGUUUUCAUAAUACCAGCAAGAGUAAUACAUAACUGGGAUUUCAAAAGGUAUCCGGUGUCUAAGAAAUCUGCCUUGUUUCUCUUAGAAUUUCAACAUCAUCCAUGGAUAGAUAUGAAAAAAUUAAAUCCAAAGAUAUACUGUGGUGUUUCUGAUAUGGCACAUUUGCAAGAUUUAAGAAUUCAAUUAAACUUUUUGAGGGCAUACAUCUUCACAUGUAGGGAACAUGUUAUAGAGGAGUUGCAGAAACGGGUUUGGCCCCGUGAAUAUUUGUAUGAACAUUUGCAUUUGUAUACUAUAUCUGAUUUAGCACAAAUACCAAGUGGGUCACUUGUUCUGCAAUUAGAGAAAGUGGUAAACUUUGCCAAAGCACAUGUUUUGGAUUGUUGGCUCUGUAGUCAGAAAGGAUUCAUCUGUGAAGUAUGCCAAGACCCUAAGAUUUUAUAUCCUUUUGAUACGAGUACUACAUAUAGAUGUGAAGAAUGCUCUAGUGUAUUUCAUAGUAAAUGCCUCAAUGCAAAUUUACCUUGCCCCAAAUGUAAAAGGAGGCAAAACAGGACAAGUAAUUCUUCAUUGAUUGAUGCUGUACAUGCACAUUUUAGCAAAUAAUCAUAAAUAGUGAUAAAUAUUUUAGAAAUUAUUUUUUGUUAUAUACAUUAUAAAAACAUAGUUGGAUCAUACAAAUUUAAAUAUAUUUUCUCAUAUGUUUUAAUGGGUAUGUAUUAGAAUUUCUUAAAAAGAAAAAUUGUCAAGAUAAUGCAAGCUAAUAAUUUUUAAAGAAACAUAAUAUUUUAUUUUUGACACAAUAUUACUUAUGAAUUUUAUAUUUGCUAUGUAUAGUCUGCUGUUAUUGUAAAUAUUUCAUUGAAACAUUCAUUUGAAUAUAAAAUGUAUUUCAGAUAUUCUAAUACAUAUCUAGUAGAAAGCUUAUAAAUGUUUACAAACAAUUUAUUUUUAUAAUCAAAUGAGAAUAAAAUCAAGCAUAUCUUAUGAUUUAUAAGGCAUCUAAAUGAGAUAAGCUUCUUAUUUUAUCUUGUGAUACAUGGCAAUGCAUUUAGAAUUAAGGAAAACUACAAUCAUACAUAAAUAAACAGUUUACACAUGAAAAGGCUUUAUGAUAAAGUAAAUAAGUAAUAAAAAUGCAAUUGAAUUUGAACUUAACUGUCAAUAAUAAGGCUUAAAAUAGGUUGAAGAAAGUUAUCUGUAGUAACCCAAUGUUCUGUCUACUGCAUGUGAUCAAUAGCAAAGGUACAGUCAGCGACACAUAUUUGGGAUCGUUCAAGACGAAAAUUAAAGUUGUGUUGAAAAGAUUAGGCUUGUUCAUACAUCAUGGCAGCCAAUUAAAAACACUUUAAAAAUUAAUUUUAAAUAUGACUCAAUUAACAAAUUACAUUACAGUCAAAGUAAACAAAAAUAUUUGAAUAAUCAAGAUUACCUAUCACAUACGGAAGAGAACGCGUUUAAAUAUGUCAUCAUAAUACUGGAUUAAUAUAAUAUUGUCUUUAAUUUUAAACAUUGUUUUUCGCUAUGUUUGUACGUCAUUAUUUGAUCAUCUUGACCAAGUUGACACUGACUGUACAUUUGUCAACAAGCAAGACUAAUGGUUUGUAAAUAAUUAUCAGGUUACGUACAGUCAAUCACAUCAGAUUAUAUCAAAUUUCUCAACUUGAUUUUAAACCUUAUUAUAUUCAGGGUAGUACUAAAAUCAACUGGAAAUUUGACAUGUAGUGGUAGCCUGACGUGCUUCUAUGUGUAUAGUCAACAGAAUGUCAGGUUAUAAAAAUGUCAAAUCGCUCCACUUGAAGGUUUUGUAGGUAAAAUUAUAAACGUCUGGAGAAAUUUGACAUGUUGUGAUAACCUGAAGUGCAGUGUGUAUGUGUACAUAACAGCCUAUAUAUAAUUAAUCACAAAUGAAUUGAAUUUUCUACAGAAUUUACCUACAACAUGAAUUUGAUUUAAUCUUCUUUAUAUUGAGAAAUAAAUAGUAUAAAACAAAGUAUUUAUAAUAUAAAACAAGCUCUCCAUCUGUUUGUCCCUACCUUAUUUAUUGUAGAUAUUUAAAACUACGCAACAGACUUAUGAGAUUUUUUGAAUAGAUAUGUUGAUUCAAAAGGCGGCUUUUUAUGUAUAAUACAGCACCACACGGGUGAAGUCGCUGGCGAAAGGCUAGUUAUUUAUAAUUUAUUACUAUACCUACAUUUGAUAAUUGAAGUAUUUGAUGUUGCCAUUAUGAUUUUUUAAAUUGAUCAGUUAAUAAACUUAAUUUUCGGAUAAAAGUUAAUCGUGGUUAUAUAUAAAUCCUUUUAAUGAUAUAGUAAUUAAUGAGUACUUUGCGUUAUUUAAACCUGGGUGUCACUGAAAGAUAUUGUAGUUUUAUUAGCUAUUGAAAAUUAAUGAAUAAUAU